Messenger RNA from Apodemus sylvaticus (European woodmouse), 1998 nucleotides. RefSeq names its product EF-hand calcium binding domain 12 (gene Efcab12). The record is from RefSeq and is a predicted model, not a curated record. The coding region runs from base 1 to 1998 and encodes 665 amino acids. The transcript has 9 exons. Lineage: Eukaryota; Metazoa; Chordata; Mammalia; Rodentia; Muridae.
AUGCGUUCUAUAUUGAAAAGGAGACCUGGAGAAGAGACAGCCAGAUGUCUGUCCCCAAACAAGCUCUCGGCAAAGAGCUGCAGUCUGAGAGGUGGAGGGUACAAACAGACAAGGAGAGUUACAGGCCAGAAGAUCCAUGCUCUCGGAAAGCCGCCUGCCCACCCAUCUGGUGCUGCCCAGAGGAAUGCUGGUCGCCUUAGCCGCCUUUCCUCAGCACACAGCCAGAAUGUGGCAGAAACCCUGGCUAAGCACAGUGGGAAGCCAAAGAAAGCUGAGGAAAAGAAAAGGAGUCGCGUGACAUUCAGCUUGACAUUACCUGACCUCGGGUCCUACCAGUCUUUCACCUCCAUAGACGAUGACUUUGAUGAAACCAGCAGGGUUCCCGUCUUCAAACCUGAGCUGGUCACUGCUCACUGCUUCAGGCGGUUGAAGGAGAAAGACUUCCACCUGCCAAAGAGCCGCCGGCGGAUCAUCAUUGUGCCUGGCACAAAGGACCAAGUGUCAGUCCAGCCCACAAUCCCUCCUGAAGCUCCCCUUCCACUCAUGCCCAGCUUCAAAGUUCUGGAUACUGGAGACACCCAAGAGCUACCAGUGGACAUGAAGGUGUGGCUGAGUCAGAGGGCAAAGCUGCGGCGGCAGCUGGAGACAUUUGGUGACGUCAAGGCAUGGCUGAAGAAUAAACCCUCCAUCACAUCAUCAGAGGCCAAGGUUCUGUCUGUGAUUCGCCAGGAGCAGAAAGCCCCAAAACGUACCUUGAUUUCAGUCCGGAGACCCAAGGGCAAAGUUCAAAAAUAUGUCCGCCCAGCUGUACCCCAGUUGCGACUGCCUAAGCCCCCUGUCCUGUCUGACAUGUAUGCCUACCUGCGUAGUCGAAAGAUCAAGAUCCUGGAGAUAUUUAGCAAGGGGGAGCGGGGUGAGAAUCAGCGCGUCACCAGAGAGGAAUUUCUCAUGGCUCUGAAGGCAGUCGGAGUUCCUCUGAAGAGCCAGGAGCUGGAGGACAUCAUCAUCUACCUUGGCUCCCUUGGGAAGCAGAAUGCCAUCACCACAGAAGCCCUGGCCAGCACCUACAAGCAGUGGUCACUGGCUCAGCAGAAAAGCACCAUACCGAGUGCCAAGGAGUAUUACAGUUUGUCUACAAAGAAAACUUCCCGGAAGCAGAGCCCUAAAAAGCAGCAGGCUAUCUCCUCCCCACAGCCUCCCGAGAUGGACCUGCUGAAGGUGCCUGAGGUUGAUACGAAGAUGGAGGGGCGGCCCAUGUCAGAGGAAGACAUGGAGGAUGUUGGCAGACGCUACCGAGAGAGGCGGAGGCAGUACAAGCUCUCUCUCCCCUCCAUCCAAUACGUGGAGAACUGCCGGCUGGUUCGAUCUGGGACGAAAGAGUUUGACAACCACUGCCUGCCGUCCACCAUUUCUGGGGAGAUGGAAGAACUGCUCAACAUGGCCCGCAGGGAUGACUUCCUGGUCUACCUGCAGUGCUGGGAACUCUGUGAGGCCUAUGGCCUCCCGCUGACUGAAGAUAUCCUCAUGAGAGCACUGCUGUAUCCAGGAGACAAGAUAAUUUCUCUGAAAGAAGAAGUGCGCCCGAUCCGGCAGCCUGGAGGCUAUUAUAUAGACCAGAGGAUUGUGCACAGCCUGGCUGGAUUCAGAAACCUCCAAAAGCACGGGGGGAAGAAGCGAGACAAGAAAACAUCAAAGAAAAUGAAGAAAAUGCACUUUCACGAUUUCGAGGAAUUUACUGGGAAGCUUAAGUCGAAGAGGCUAAGCGGUCCCUCAUGCACCCACCCCAAUCACUUCUGGCCCGGUCACCUUCUGGACAAGCUGAGGCUCUACCUGCCCACUGUGGCCAAGGACCGGAGCCUGGCGAUCUUCAGCUGUGUAGAGCAAAAGCCCCCUGUUUACUCUGCCAUCUACCACUCUAAGGACUGGUGGCCCAUGAAAGACUUCGCUUACGUGACCCAUGCCUAUUAUGAUGCAAACAAGGUGUACUCCAUCAACUAG